Pedinophyceae sp. YPF-701 is the source of this 2082-nucleotide messenger RNA. Lineage: Eukaryota; Viridiplantae; Chlorophyta; Pedinophyceae. The record is from the annotation of a GenBank genome assembly.
AUGCUGGUCUCGGAGCGGUCGCACCAGACCUCGUACAGCCUCGAGCGCGACGGGUCGCUCAAUAAACAGUCCCUCCUGACCGAGAAAACCUUCCUCCAGAGCCUCCCAGAGGGCGAGCGCCAGGUCCUCCUCCGCGGCGCCAAGGUCUUCUUUAACCGAGCGGCGAAAGGCAAAAAGCCGGGGUCUGCCCCCUCCGAGGCGUCCUCCCUAGAGCGGGAGCUGUGGAAGAAAGACGCGCUGCAGGACAUCCUCCAGACCAAUGACGCGUACGAGCUGGGCGAGGACGCGCCGCCGGACAGCCGCGGGUCCCGUUCGGAGCCGUCCGAGCCCCCGGCGCGCGGCCUCUCGGGGUUCUCGGAGCAGGCCGCCGCAGCGCUAGCGCGCGCGCCGCACGGCAGCGGCGCGUGGGCCCUCGACACGCGCGACGGCGAGGUGGCGCGCGCCGCCGUCGCGCACAACACCGCGACGGAGCGCGACAUGUUGUACGAGGUGGCGCGGCUGCGCGUGCAGCAGGCGGCGCUGCGGUCGGAGAACAACGCGCUGCGAACGCACACGCGGCGGCUCGUGCAGCAGGUGUGCGAUGCCAAACAGAGCGUAUCCGAUCUUGCCAUCGAGGCGAGGAACGCGCAGCUGGAGCACGCGACGUCGGCCGCGGAGCAGAUCGCGUACCUGGAGGACCAGGUCGAGCGGCACAAGCAGGCGCUCGCGGAGCUCGCGGGGGCCUCCGAGGCGCUGGCGCGCGACAACAGCGUGCUGGCGACGGAAGUGACGGCCCUGCGCGACGGCAAGGCGCGCGCGGAGGGGCUCUCGCAGCAGCUCGAGGAGCGCAUGCGGUCCCUGCAGGCGCUGUACCUCGAGGGCGUCCAGCAGCCCAGCAAGGUCAUCUCCGCCCACGAGGCGCGGCGCGAGCGGCUGCUGGACGAGGUGGCCACGAGCGACGUGCUCGCGCUCACGCGGCCGCCCGCGGACUUCCCCGUGCCCGCGGCGCCCCCGAAGGGCGACAGCACGAUGCUGCUCAAGGAGAACGCGGAGCUGCGGAAGCGGCUCGGGCGGGCGCAGGACCAGGUCCGGGAGGCGGAGCGCGAGCGCCAGCGGCUGGCGGCGGCGCACGGGGAGCUGUCGCGGGCGCACGUGGCCCUGAAGAAGCAGCACGCGGACUUUGAGGCGCGCACGCAGUCGCGGCUGGUCGGGGCGGUGCGGCGGCUGGAGUGGCUCGCGGGGGAGGACAAGCGGAAGAAGGAGACGCUUGCGGAGCGCGACAAGUACAUCACGAAGCUCGAGAUGCAGCUGGUGCAGGAGCACCGCGCCACGCAGGCGCUGUCGCGGCGGGUCGCGCAGCUGGAACGCGCGCAGCAGAUGGGCAAGAGCACGCUCGGGUCCGCGCGGAAGGACGACGACGAGGGGUCGUGGGCCGCGGGCCUCCCGCAGGGCGUUCGCAGCGCGCUGGAGAUGUCGCGCACGCACGCGCGCGACGGCGAGCCGGCUGCGCCGGGCGCGUGGAACAGCGUCGAGCUCGAGGACGACCUCAGCGAGGGCGACGUCGAGAACCGCAACGACGCCGCGUCCAGCCGCCUCGAGGCCACUAUGCUGAUGGGCCGUCCCAUCGAGGCGCGCGCCGUCGUCGAGGCCGUGCCGCCGCGCCCGCCGCUGCCCGCGGCCCCGGCGCGCAGCGCCGACAGCCAGGGAUCGCAGGCCGGCGAGGCACGGGCCGGGGGCGGCCCGGUGGACGCGAUGCCGUCGCCGUCCGUCAUCUCCCCGGGUCUCACCCCAGUACCGCGUCAGGCCGCCGCGCCGGCUAGCGUGCCGUCGAUGCCGCAGUCUCAAGGCGUGGAGGGGGCGCAGCGGGCGGGCGGCGCGGGUCCGGCGGACAUGGAGGGCCCUGCGGAGUCGAGCGCGUGGGCCGAGGAGCGCGUGGGGGACCUGGAACGGAAGCUCGACUUUUUGAUGCGCGCUGCGCAGUGGAGCUCGUCAAACAGCCCCGCGAGCGACGCAGUGGCGCCCGACGAGCUCCGCGAGCACGAGAUGCGGAUGGACGAGCUGCGGCGGACGCAGGAGGAGGCGCAGCGCGCCAUGCGGUCCUGA